This is a messenger RNA of Melanaphis sacchari, 1608 nucleotides long. It is a transcript of the gene Ndc1, whose product is annotated as nucleoporin Ndc1. Gene Ontology annotation, cellular component: nuclear pore transmembrane ring. Gene Ontology annotation, molecular function: protein-macromolecule adaptor activity. The record is from RefSeq and is a predicted model, not a curated record. Bases 29 to 1453 code for a protein of 474 amino acids. NCBI's taxonomy places the organism in Eukaryota, Metazoa, Arthropoda, Insecta, Hemiptera, Aphididae. Gene Ontology annotation, biological process: nuclear pore organization. The transcript has a single exon.
AAAUGAAGUUAAAAAAAAAACCGACAGAAUGACGUCUACUUCAAACAUUUUUUUAACAAGAAUAUUAAAAUCUACAUUCAAUUCUUUGUUAUUCACGUAUGUAACAGCAUUUUUAUUAUCACUUCGGUCGAUUCUCAGCUUCACAUUCAGCUUGUAUUCCUUAUUUUACGUACCGACAGUUAUAGUAGCUGUUUUAUUAUUUAUUAUAACCAGUUCUCGCAGAUAUGUAAGAACAGAAGUACCUUGUACCAACCGUUUUAGCAAAAUUGUCAAAGGAUUAUCAAUUCAAACCAUAUUACUUGCGUCCAUGUUUUCGGUCAGUGCAUGGUUUCUUUCCGGUCUAAAUCCAUUUUAUCAUGAUGAAAAAAUUUGGUAUUUACUCAAUAUUGGAUGUGCUCUGACUGGCAUAUUAUUCCACUAUGAAAAUGUUUACUUUAAACAAGACUUUCACUUUCCGAUUAUACAUACUACAAAAUAUUCAAUGUUUAUGUCUAAACUUUCAGAAAUAAUUUUUAAGUCGUUGAAAAAAUCAUUUUUGUAUGUAUUUUUCAUAUUUAUUCCAUUAUAUGUGAUUGAACCGAAAUUAUGUACAGAUUUUUAUUUUUUCUCAACCCUAUGGUUUUCAAUACUGCUAGUGUUAUAUUUGUUUUAUUCAUUUGAACAUAUUAUAUUUUUAACUAUGACUGAACGUAUUAUAUUUCCGAUUGUGACCAUGAAACAAGAUGAUAAUUGUUUACUUAAUGCUUUAAAUAUUGAUAAUAAGAUUAUAAAAUCAUUAGCACUAUAUGAUCUUUACCAAGCAACUAUCAAAGAUGCAGAAAGAAGAAAAGAAAUAUUUAGCUUAAGUUUCGCAGGAAAUGUUCCACAAAGUUGGAAAAUUAUAUUUAACUAUUGUAUGAAUAACAUAAAAUCUACCAUAGAGGACAUGAAAAAUGUAGUCAACCAUAUACCACUAAAGUUAAUAAAUCGGCGCAAUAUAACCAAUGCUAGAUUAAUACAUAUUAAUGAUAGAGUCAGUAGCAAACCAUCAGAAGAAAAUUUAAAUCAGCACAGAAAAUUAUUAUAUUUUGUUGAAAAAAUCUGGCUAUAUAAAUAUUUUUUUGGACCAUUAGACAAAGAUAAAUUAUUAGAAGAAUUUGAAAGAACAGUUUGGUGCUGUUAUAUACUUUCAAAUUUAGCUGUGGUUUCAUUAAAAGAGGACGAGUAUGGUAUAGUUAGAGAACAACUAGGACAAAUUGUUAGCACUAUUUUGGACUUGAAAAAUCAAUUGGAUGUCCAACAAAGAAAUUUUAACAACCAAAAGACCAAGAAAAUUGAAUAUUUGAAAACACACGUUAAGACUUGUACUGUUAUGUUAGCAUUGAAUUUUGGUAUGUAUGCCAAUGAUAUUGGAUUAGACGAAACUCACUUGCAUAGUUUUAAAAAAUUAGUAGUACUGUUAAAUAAUUAUUAACAUUGUUGUCUAUAAAAAUUUAAAAUAUUUUGUACUUUAUUUCUUAAUUAUAUUUUGUCUUGUCUCAAUAGUACAGUUAUGGACUUGAAAUGUAUUAUAUUGUUUUGUAAAUAUUACAUUCUUGUGAUGUCUUCACAAUAAAGUUAUAAAGAUAA